This is a messenger RNA of Saccharomyces mikatae IFO 1815, 3108 nucleotides long. It is a transcript of the gene SPT16, whose product is annotated as chromatin-remodeling protein SPT16. Bases 1 to 3108 code for a protein of 1035 amino acids. Lineage: Eukaryota; Fungi; Ascomycota; Saccharomycetes; Saccharomycetales; Saccharomycetaceae. The transcript has a single exon. Gene Ontology annotation, cellular component: FACT complex. The record is from RefSeq and is a predicted model, not a curated record. Gene Ontology annotation, molecular function: nucleosome binding. Gene Ontology annotation, biological process: positive regulation of transcription elongation by RNA polymerase II; transcription elongation by RNA polymerase II.
AUGGAAGAACUGAAUAUUAAUUUCGACAUAUUCAAGAAAAGAAUUGAAUCAUUGUAUUCCAAAUAUAACGAGUUCGAUGGUUCUCCAAAUUCUUUACUGUUCGUUUUGGGUUCGUCCAAUGCAGAAAAUCCGUACCAGAAGACGACCAUUCUGCAUAACUGGUUAUUGGGCUAUGAAUUUCCGGCUACCUUGAUUGCAUUAGUUCCUGGAAAGCUUAUUAUUGUCACCAGUUCUGCCAAGGCCAAGCAUUUACAAAAGGCAGUUGACCUAUUCAAAGACUCUGAAAGUAAAAUUACACUUGAAUUAUGGCAGAGAAACAAUAAAGAACCAGAACAUAAUAAGAAGUUGUUUGAUGAUGUUAUAGCUUUAAUCAAUAGUUCUGGUAAAACAGUCGGUAUUCCUGAAAAGGACUCUUAUCAAGGCAAAUUUAUGACGGAAUGGAACCCAAUAUGGGAGGCAGCUGUGAAGGAAAACGAAUUCAAUGUCAUUGAUAUCUCUCUUGGUCUCUCCAAAGUUUGGGAAGUUAAGGAUGCAAAUGAACAAGCAUAUUUGUCUGUUUCCAGUAAAGGAUCUGAUAAAUUCAUGGAUCUUUUAUCUAAUGAAAUGGUUCGUGCCGUUGACGAAGAAUUGAAGAUCACCAAUGCCAAAUUAUCAGACAAAAUUGAGAAUAAAAUUGAUGAUGUUAAAUUUUUGAAACAACUAAGUCCUGAUUUGAGCGCAUUGUGCCCGCCAAAUCACAAGUUCAACUUUGAUUUAUUGGAUUGGACUUAUUCUCCUAUCAUUCAGUCAGGGAAAAAGUUUGACCUUAGGGUUUCUGCCCGUUCCACCAACGACCAGUUGUAUGGUAACGGUUGUAUUUUAGCUUCAUGUGGUAUCCGUUACAAUAAUUACUGCUCCAAUAUUACCAGGACCUUUUUGAUCGAUCCAUCCGAAGAAAUGGUUAAUAACUACGAUUUUUUACUAACUCUACAGAAAGAGAUUGUAACGAAUAUUUUAACGGCUGGUCGUACGCCAAAAGAAGUGUAUGAGUUAGUUAUCGCUUUCAUUGAAAAAUCCAAGCCUGAAUUAGUACCCAAUUUUACUAAAAACAUUGGCUCGUUGAUCGGUCUUGAAUUUAGGGAUUCCAACUUUAUACUUAACGUUAAGAAUGAUUAUCGUAAGAUCCAACGUGGCGAUUGCUUUAACCUUUCGUUCGGUUUUAAUAAUCUGAAAGAUUCUCAAAGUGAUAGCAAUUAUGCCUUACAACUAGCUGAUACAGUCCAGAUUCCAGUUGACGAAGCAGAGCCUUUACGAUUUCUAACAAAUUACACUAAAGCUAAAUCACAAAUUUCUUUUUAUUUCAAUAACGAGGAGGAAGACAAUAAUAAAAAGAAAUCUUCGCCAUCCACUAAGGUUCCUAGUAAACCAGAUAGAAAUUCCAAAAUUUUAAGAACGAAGUUACGUGGUGAGGCUCGUGGUGGUGCUGAAGACGCUCAAAAGGAACAAAUUCGUAAAGAAAACCAAAAGAAACUGCACGAAAAAUUAGAGAAAAAUGGAUUACUGAGAUUUAGCGCUGCUGAUGCCAAUGGUCCAGAUAGCGAACCUCGUCAAUACUUCAAAAAAUAUGAAUCCUAUGUUCGGGAUUCACAACUACCAACUAAUAUUCGUGACCUAAGAAUCCACGUUGACUGGAAAAGCCAGACAAUUAUUCUACCCAUUUAUGGCAGGCCAGUUCCAUUCCAUAUAAACUCAUAUAAGAAUGGUUCUAAGAACGAAGAAGGCGAAUAUACGUAUUUACGUUUGAACUUCAAUUCACCGGGGUCUUCUGGCGGUAUUUCUAAGAAAGUAGAAGAAUUGCCAUACGAGGAAUCUUCUGAUAAUCAAUUUGUACGUUCAAUCACUUUAAGAUCUAAGGAUGGUGAUCGCAUGAGCGAAACCUUCAAACAAAUCGCCGAUUUAAAAAAAGAAGCAACGAAGAGGGAGCAAGAACGUAAAGCACUUGCUGAUGUUGUUCAACAAGAUAAGUUGAUUGAAAAUAAAACGGGAAGAACAAAAAGACUGGAUCAAAUUUUUGUCAGACCAAAUCCUGAUACAAAACGUGUUCCAAGUACAGUCUUUAUUCAUGAAAAUGGUAUUAGAUUCCAGUCACCAUUGAGGACCGAUAGUAGAAUUGAUAUAUUGUUUUCCAACAUCAAAAAUCUAAUUUUCCAAUCUUGUAAGGGUGAACUAAUUGUUGUCAUUCAUAUUCAUUUGAAGAACCCGAUUUUAAUGGGUAAAAAGAAAAUUCAAGACGUUCAAUUUUAUCGCGAAGCUUCUGACAUGUCUGUUGAUGAGACUGGAGGUGGAAGACGCGGCCAAUCCAGAUUUAGAAGAUAUGGUGAUGAGGAUGAACUAGAACAAGAGCAAGAAGAAAGAAGAAAGCGAGCUGCGCUUGAUAAAGAAUUUAAGUAUUUUGCAGAUGCAAUUGCAGAGGCAUCGAACGGUUUACUGACUGUGGAGAAUACGUUCAGAGAUUUAGGCUUUCAAGGUGUUCCCAAUAGAUCGGCAGUUUUUUGUAUGCCAACUACAGAUUGUUUGGUUCAAUUGAUUGAACCACCGUUUUUGGUCAUUAAUCUGGAGGAGGUUGAAAUCUGUAUUUUAGAGAGAGUUCAAUUUGGCUUGAAGAACUUCGACAUGGUUUUCGUUUAUAAAGAUUUUAAUAAGCCCGUUACACACAUCAAUACGGUUCCAAUAGAAUCUUUAGAUUUCUUAAAGCAAUGGUUGACAGACAUGGACAUUCCCUACACUGUUUCAACGAUCAAUUUGAAUUGGGCUACAAUUAUGAAGUCUUUACAAGAUGAUCCAUACCAGUUUUUCUUGGACGGUGGCUGGAACUUCCUGGCUACUGGUUCUGAUGAUGAAGCAUCUGAUGAAAGUGAGGAAGAAGUUAGUGAAUAUGAGGCUUCUGAAGACGACGUAAGUGAUGAAAGUGCUUUUUCUGAAGAUGAAGAAGGAUCUGAGGUGGACGAUGAUAUUAGCGGUGAUGAAAGUGAGGACUAUAGCGGCGAUGAAAGUGAAGAAGGUGAAGAUUGGGACGAAUUAGAGAAAAAGGCUGCUAGAGCUGACAGGGGUGCAAACUUUAGAGACUAG